AUGGAAGAAUACUAUCAUGGAAGCAGAGGGUCUUCUUCGACGAGCGAUAAUGACCCCAAAGCGAAAAUUAAAGAUUGCUGUCGAAAAAUUAUAGCGUUCAUGUGUACACAAGUGGGGUUAGGUGCUUUAGUGUUUAGUUAUACUCUAGUUGGUGCUAUAAGUUUUAUGAGUCUUGAACAAAAAGGGAAUAACACGGAGCCGAAUGAAAUAAAUAAAACAAGACAGGAAUAUCUAAUAAAAUUAUACAAUGUAGCGUUGAAACAUAACAUAUUUGAUGUAAACAAUUUUUCUGAAGAUACCAAUAAAGUUCUCAAGAAUUAUCAAGAAAAAGUGGUAGAAAUUUUCAAAUAUGGUUACAGUGAAAGAUCAACUAAUGAUAUGUGGACUUUUUCUGCCGCCUUGAUGUUUUCCUUGGGUGUUAUAACUAUGAUAGGUUAUGGAAAUUUAGUACCGAAGACACCUUAUGGAAAAUUAGUUACUGUUAUUUACGCUUUAUUUGGUAUCCCUCUGUAUAUUCUUUUCUUUUUGAACGUUGGAGAUGCUUUAGCAGGAGGAUUUAGAUGGAUAUACAGAAAGUUAUACCGAUGUUCGACGCUUCCAGAAGAAGAAACUGACAUCCCUAAAAGGAUAAUAGUACCUUCUAGUGCUUGUAUUUGGGUGAUGGUGACAUACGUUCUCGCGGGUGCGGCGGUAUUUAGUGCUUGGGAAGGCUGGGGUUUUCUAGACAGCGUCUAUUUUUCGGUAACCAGUUUAUGUAAAAUAGGAAUGGGCGAUUUUGUACCGGGCGCGCAUUUCGCCAAUACCACCAAAGAACAAACCGAAGGUCAUUCGAAAUUAGUCCUAAGUUACGUGUAUAUAUUUUUCGGAUUGGGAUUAGUGGCCAUGUGCUACAAUUUAAUGAGGGAGGAAAUUCGGGAAAAAGUGAAAAAUAUCAGAGAAGACUUCGCGCAAUGUUUGGAAGAUACCAGACUGAGGAUAGUAGAGUGUUGUAAAAAAAUUCGAGGGACUCGUGAAGAAUAUUAUUACUAAUUUUAUGUUAUCGAUAAAUUUAACUUUACUUACAGUGUAGUGGGAUUAUUUUUAAUUGGAAAACCAUACGUUACGUAGUUUAUUGAAGUUUUAACCUCGAUUAAUAAUUAUAAAUAGGAAUUUGGCACGAGUUAUGUAAAUACUACGAGGAUGGUCCCAAAAGUACCUAGCCCAACAAAGAAAACACAAAAA
Molecule: messenger RNA, 1221 nt
Organism: Diorhabda carinulata
Lineage: Eukaryota; Metazoa; Arthropoda; Insecta; Coleoptera; Chrysomelidae
Product: potassium channel subfamily K member 15
Exons: 2
Coding region: 1-1029 (342 amino acids)
Biological process (GO): stabilization of membrane potential; potassium ion transmembrane transport
Cellular component (GO): membrane
Molecular function (GO): potassium ion leak channel activity
Source: RefSeq, a predicted model, not a curated record